AUGUCCUUCGAAGAUUUCGCUGCCACAUGCACACGUACAUUCAGUCAAACACCUAUACGUCUUGUUCGUAUGUCGACAUCAUUGACUGCUUAUGGUGGUUCACUUGAUCAACCCUAUCGUCAUCUUGUUCUUUUAUGUCAACCACAUUUUACCUCGAAAACAAUAUCGAUCGCAUUUUAUUUGAAUGGCACGGCUUAUUUUGAAUAUUUAAAUGAAAAAACUAUUCGACAACGUUUACGAUUACUGAAUAAUGCACGUGAAACGUCUUUUCACCUCGAUGAUCUCGAGGCCAUUAUAACACGUUUGAAAACGAUGUUAACCAUGGAUGGAGCGAAACAAGAUCAGAACGAGUUGCACGCGAAACUUUUAUCAGCAAGUCAAUUAUCUGUAGAAAUCAAUCAGAAUAAUCUCAAAUUCAAAUUUCGCUGUGAUGAAAGACCUGAGUUAUACGAACAACACUAUGUUCGACAAUUGUUAAUUCAAGUUAAAGAAUUAUCAGAGCGACAAGCCUAUCUAUGCGAUUUACUAGAACAUAAAGAUCAACUGCCACAAUUCAAUGCACAUCUUUUUCUUAGUACACCAAUGACACUUGUUGAUGAUCAAGAAGAGGACGAUGAAGAAGAAGAAAUCUUGUCUUCGUCAACAACAGGUCGAUUAUGGAAAUCUGCUUUCGGUUUUCGUGGUGACGCUCAAUUUCUCGAUGUUUGUCUGUUAAAGAAAGCUUAUAUGAAAGCUUUAGAGGAAAUGAGCGAUGAAGAAGAUGAGAAUGAAACUGUUUCAUCUGUCCUCGAUACAAUUGUUAAUCGCAUCGAAGAACAGACUAACGAAGACGAAGAUGAGGACGAUCUCGGCUUAGCACAACGACUUGGAAAACGAGCACUUACGACGUCUAUAAUGAGUUUACAAAGUGAUUGUCCCAAAACGAAACGCUUACGAAGCAAUGCAAAUAUUUCUGUUUAA
This is a messenger RNA of Adineta ricciae, 960 nucleotides long. The record is from the annotation of a GenBank genome assembly. Lineage: Eukaryota; Metazoa; Rotifera; Eurotatoria; Adinetida; Adinetidae.